AAAUUUUAAUUGAUUUAUUCGUCAAAUAAUAUAAGGUUUUCCUUAAUAAUGUUCCACUUAUCCACGGCUGUACAUCGCCACGUCUUCCUACUUAUUCGCAAAAAUUGCAGUCGAAUGUUUACCUUAUUUUGAAUUGAAACAAAUCGGACAACUACGCACAAAAAAGCAAUUUGUUUCUGAGAAUGGAUGAUCAAGGAUGUCCCCGGUGCAAGACAACCAAAUACCGCAAUCCUUCGCUCAAGCUGAUGGUCAAUGUUUGUGGCCAUACCUUGUGCGAAAGUUGUGUCGAGUUGCUGUUCCUUAAAGGAUCCGGUUCAUGUCCUGAAUGUAACGUUGCUCUACGGCGAAGCAACUUUCGGGUGCAGCUGUUCGAAGAUUCAAAUGUUGACAAAGAGGUUCAGAUAAGGAAACGUAUACUGAAGGAUUUCAACAAAAAGGAAGAUGACUUCCCCACCCUGGAUGAAUAUAACAAUUACCUGGAAAUGAUUGAGGAACUUGUGUUCAAUCUUUGCAACAAUAUCGACAUUAUCAACACGAACAAACGGAUUGAGCAGUACAAGAAAGAAAAUAGGGAAUUAAUCCUUAGAAAUAAGGUGAAGCUGAGCAAAGAUGAACUAGAACUAGAACAGCUGAUCGAGGUAGAAAAGGAACAAACCGAGCAACGGAAGAAAGAAUUAGCUAUGAUCGAGGCUGAAAAUCGUAAACAGAAGGCCAAAAAUAAGGAAGAGCUUAUUGAUUCGCUAAUGGCCAGCUACGAAGAUGCCAGUGCAAUUGUGGACAAAUUUGCACAGCGUGCCGAGCAACAGCAGAUUCCGCUUCCCAAGCCAUUGGCUCCGCCUCAAGCGGCACCAAAGCAGUUUUCCACCGGUAUCAAGUUCCAGUCGCAGCACGGUUUUCUGCCGGUGCCGAAAAUCGAGGAAGGACCAACCUACGUGUAUGAGCCGCAGAUCUUCCCCAAAGAAGGGCCAAUGCCUCCGGCUUUGAUUGACAUUGAUGCCAACGGCUACAUCAAACACAUCAGAUGCGAAACUCAGGCUGAGCGAGCAGGUGGUUUCCGGACUAACAUUUCAUGUUUGCGAGCGAUUCAGGAAGCCCUCGUUGGCCUUUAUCACGGUUGUUGAUGUAGUCUUAAAAUACUGAUAAUAACUAUAUUAAAGUCAUAAGAUAGUUUCUACAAAUGUUCCGCCUUAAAAAUAAGUAUUU
Molecule: messenger RNA, 1203 nt
Organism: Uranotaenia lowii
Lineage: Eukaryota; Metazoa; Arthropoda; Insecta; Diptera; Culicidae
Gene: Mat1
Product: CDK-activating kinase assembly factor MAT1
Exons: 4
Coding region: 183-1121 (312 amino acids)
Biological process (GO): regulation of transcription by RNA polymerase II; nucleotide-excision repair; positive regulation of cyclin-dependent protein serine/threonine kinase activity
Cellular component (GO): transcription factor TFIIH holo complex
Molecular function (GO): cyclin-dependent protein serine/threonine kinase activator activity
Source: RefSeq, a predicted model, not a curated record